Molecule: messenger RNA, 372 nt
Organism: Protopolystoma xenopodis
Lineage: Eukaryota; Metazoa; Platyhelminthes; Monogenea; Polystomatidea; Polystomatidae
Source: the annotation of a GenBank genome assembly
CUCCUCUCACACCUGGACUUUGCUAUGACUGACUUGCCAGAACUAACAAGUAUUGCCUGGUCUGCUUGCGCACGCAUGCCUCGUGUCAUCUGGCUUUGCAUCCACAAGACCAGGGCAGUUGGAGUUCUGCCCGCCAGGGUGUUCCACUUCAGUCAGGUCGACAAGAAAUUUGGGUUUUCGUGCACUCUUCUCUCUCUUUUCGCCUCUUCUGAUGGCUCUACUCUUCCUUGUUCUGCUCUCCUCUGCCCGGCCCGACCAUACUCUACCUUGCCCAGUUUGGCCCAGCCUCUCUCUACUCCACUCUGCCAUACACUACCCUAUUCAUCGUCCUCAACUUUUGAGUGUCAUUUCGGCCUUCAUCGCUACACUUGA